AAACACCGUGUUUGUUGGAAACCGGAUUUAUUUUAUAUUGAGUAACAGUGAAAAGAGGCGUUCUGCGGCGGCGCGGCGGCAGCAGCCCGCCCGUGAGGCGGCGGGGCCGCCCCUGUCAGCCCGCCCUCGGGCGGUUUCGGGGCCGCGACAUGGGGGACGACCUCAAGCCGGACGGCGACAGCCUGCUCCAUUCAGAGAAAGAGUUUCAUAAUGCGGCAAAACGUAAUGACACAGCUAGGAUGGAGGAGCUCAUUAGGAGAGGAGUUGACAUAAAAGCCAAAACCAGUACAGACCGGACUGCCCUGCACUGGGCCGCAGGAGCGGGGAACGUGGAUGCUGUGCGACUGCUGCUGGACCACGACAUCCCACUGGAUGAUGAAGACAGUUUUGGAAUGAAUGCACUUCUCCUGUCUGCCUGGUUUGGCCACCUCCGCGUCCUGCAGAUCCUUGUCAAUGCCGGAGCCAAGAUUAACUGUGUCAACAGGAGUGGCGGGAACCUGCUCCACUGUGCAGCUCAGAGGGGACACGUCCAGGUGAUGGAGUUUGUUAUGGAGGACCUGGAGGACAUGUGUGUGGAUAAGACUGACAAUAUGGACAGGACAGCAUUUCAUCUGGCUGCAGAGCAUGGGCGGCUGGAGGUGGUGGAGUUUCUGAUUUGCCUGGGUUGUUCUCACAGUGCCAAAGACAAGGAAGAAAAUACAGCCUUGCAUUUAGCUGCUAGAAACGGACAUUGCUCUGUGCUGCAGAAGAUUAUAGAAGUUGGAGUGGACCUUGAUGAAAAGAACUUUGAAGGACUUACAUCUCUGCACCUGGCUGCUGAGGGGGGUCACAGCGACUGUGUGAAGUUGCUCUUGGAAGCAGGUGCUGAUGUCAACGCCCAAACCCAGAAGAAGAUGAACUGCCUUCAUUACACAGCUCUGCGCGGCCACGAGGAGAUCGCCAGGAUCCUCCUGGACGCCGGAAUCCACACAAAUGCUGUUAAUCAUCAAAACGCAUCGGCGACACACAUUGCGGUACUGCAGAACUUCCCAGCCAUGGUGAAGCUCUUCAUCGAUGCGGAGUGUGACCUUGACAUCCCUGACAAUAGGCUGCAGACCGCACUGCACAUCGCUGCGGAGCACGGCAGGCAGGACAUCGCCGAGAUGAUUCUCAUAGCGGGAGUUAAUCUGAAGCAGACAGACAAGCAAGGAAAAACAUCUCUGGAUGUCGCUGCCCGAGGCAAUCACAUCAACGUGGCAGACAUGAUUAUCAAAGCCGAUCGGUUUUACAAAUGGGAGAAGGACAAUCUGAACAGUGACUCUGACUCCUGGGUGGCAAAGCGCUUGACCUUUAAGCAAGAUCACAGGCUGGAGACGCAGCACAUUCGCUCGGUGAUGUGGAGAUUGGCUACUAAAUACCUCAAACCCGGGGAAUGGAAGAAGCUGGCACACUACUGGAAAUUCACUGAUGCCCAUGUCAGGGCCAUCGAGCAACAGUGGACAGGCACUAAGAGCUACCGGGAGCACGGCCACAGGAUGUUGCUUAUCUGGCUCCAUGGCGUGAUCACGGCAGGAGAAAAUCCGAUCAAGGGAUUGUACGAAGGCCUCGUGGGGAUUGGAAGAAGAGAUUUAGCAGAAAGCAUUAGGAAAAAAGCAAAUGCAGACUCUGCCUCUCCAAGGAAGUGCACAGUGAUGUAAGGCCAGGGGGAGCAGCACUCACUCUGCUACUCAUCAGAAGGCAGCUGCGACUUAAGGGCUUCUUGUCACAAAAAGCAUAAUUGGUGUGAAGCAAGGGAAUCGGUGAAUGCUCAUUGUCCAAAAUGUCUCUUCACACAAGGGGAGUUUUCUAGAGAUUUUUAUCAGCUCUUGUGUAUGGUCUGGGUGCUGUCGUGAGUUCAGUGACUGAGGAUCACUUGUCAGACUGCAUCAGGAAAUGUAACACUACUGUAACUUGUUUACAUCACAGGUUUGUAUAUAAAUUCUUAAUUGUCAGGGUUUUUUAAGUUAUUGGGGGGAAGCCUUUGUUUUCAGGAGUGUGGGUUUUUUUUUUGGGGGGGUGUCUAUUACUUGUAUCUUAGAUGUGUUUGUAAUUUCCCUCUAAGGGUGAGAAUUUCAGAAAAAGUCAAGGUCACCACUUGGUCCUUUUGGAACGUUAAGGGUUGGGAUCUUUAUUGUUUUGACUUUUCACAAAUGUUUCAGAGAAGAUCAUUACCAUAUACUGCUUAUAAAUGUACAUGUACUGUUUAUAAAUCAAAUAGGCAACUUCUUAACUCCCUGGGUUACAGCUUGAAAAGUGUAAAUCAUUGGUUAUCUACACCACCUAUAACAAGAACAUACGGUUUUCUUAGGUACCACUUUGUCAUGUGAUACUUCCUAUUGAUUUUUAGAGUGUUUGUUUCAAUGAGAAAACAAUGUCUCUAUUUCAAUAAAUCCUGAUUUUACCAUUAAA
This is a messenger RNA of Columba livia (rock pigeon), 2427 nucleotides long. It is a transcript of the gene ANKDD1A, whose product is annotated as ankyrin repeat and death domain containing 1A. Lineage: Eukaryota; Metazoa; Chordata; Aves; Columbiformes; Columbidae. Gene Ontology annotation, cellular component: nucleus. The coding region runs from base 150 to 1676 and encodes 508 amino acids. The transcript is spliced from 15 exons. Gene Ontology annotation, molecular function: protein binding; transcription cis-regulatory region binding. Gene Ontology annotation, biological process: positive regulation of transcription by RNA polymerase II; signal transduction. The record is from RefSeq and is a predicted model, not a curated record.